UGUGCUCUGCCGCUUUUAAAUCUCCCAUCAUCUUCCUCGUGUCACUCUCUCUAAACACACUGCAAAAACAUUUUCUUUUCCCUCUGCACACUAAAAAUUUCCAAGAAUAUUUCCCAGAAAAGGAGCAUCUUCCUCUUUAUUUCUUCUCUCAUCUCUCGAUAACCAAACGGUGGGUUUGUGUUGAUUCCAUAAGAAUAUAACAAAAAGCUCUUUUUUUCCUUCUCUCUCCUUUCUUCAACUUUCAAAGAAAAUCUUUGCUUUCUUCCCCCUACCCUCCUCUCUCUGUUUGUAUUAACAAGGUUUAUCUCUCGCAGUUUUCUGUGCCUUUGCUUUGUGGCUUUCCAUAAAAAGAAAAAAAAAACUCGUCCUUUGAUAAAACUUUUUUGCAGAGAAGCAUCACACUCUUAUCUCUCUUGUGGCUCAAGUUUCUUCCUUUAUCAAAAAAAUCCAUCUUUAUUCUUUGUCUCUUUCCUUUUUGCUUUCACAUGCUUUCUUCGAUAUAAACACACACAGUCACAGUCUAAGUAACGGAGAGAGAUAACAAUGGACACAGAGAAGCAACUUGUUCUCCCGAAAAUCAAAUUCGCUGAGCACAAAACCAACACCAUACCGGAGUUAACCACCAACCACCACCAACCAAGGAUUCUCCGUAUCUCUGUCGCUGACCCAGACGCAACAGAUUCCUCCAGCGACGAAGAAGAAGAAGAAGAACAACGACUCGCCUCUAAACGCCGUCGUAUCAAAAAGUUCGUAAACGAAGUCGUUCUCGAUACAGGCGCCAGUGGUUGUAGCAGUCAAAUCGAAUCCAAGAAGAGAAGGAAGAGAGCCGUUACGGUCAAAUCGGAACCUGCUUCUCCUCCGGCUGUUGCAACGACGACGGAGAAGAAAUACCGGGGAGUGAGACAGCGUCCGUGGGGAAAAUGGGCGGCGGAGAUAAGAGACCCGCUUAGGCGCGUACGCCUCUGGCUCGGAACUUUCAACACGGCGGAGGAAGCCGCCUUGGUUUACGACAGCGCCGCGAUUCAGCUCCGUGGUCCCGACGCCCUCACUAACUUCCCGACGACGGAGAAUAAAUCUUCUUCUCCACCACCGUCGCCGGUUAAGAGGAAGAGAAAAAUCAAAGACGACGUCGCUUCUUCCUCCACUAGCAGCGACGGCCUCUGCUCUCCGGUGUCCGUUCUCCGAUCACCGUUCGCCGUCGACGAAACCUCCGGCAGUUCUACUCCAACCGCGGCGGUCAUCGUCAAGGAAGAGCCUUCCACGACGACGGCGUCAGAGACUUUCUCCGAUUUCUCGGCGCCGUUGUUCACCGACGAGGACUUGUUCGAUUUCCGGAGCUCCGUCGUUCCCGACUACCUCGGCGGCGACUUAUUUGGAGAAGAUCUCUUCGCCGACACGUGUACGGAUAUGAACCUCGGGUUUGAUUUCGGGUCCGGUUUAUCCGACUGGCACGUGGAUGACCAUUUUCAAGAUAUUGGGGAUCUAUUCGGGUCGGAUCCUAUGACUGUUUAGUAAAAAUAAAUAGUUUACCCGGGGGCCGUUACUAAACGGACUCGCGAAGUUUUGUAUGUUCGUUAUUUAAAAAUCUUUUACCUUUCCGUUCUCUCUUUGUCGUUAUAUAAGAGUAUAAAUCAAAUGUAUUAUGCUGUAGUUAAUGGCUUAAUGGUCCUAUUAUUAAAUAAAUAGUAACGUUUAAG
Messenger RNA from Brassica oleracea var. oleracea, 1697 nucleotides. Its product is annotated as ethylene-responsive transcription factor CRF2-like. The record is from RefSeq and is a predicted model, not a curated record. NCBI's taxonomy places the organism in Eukaryota, Viridiplantae, Streptophyta, Magnoliopsida, Brassicales, Brassicaceae. Gene Ontology annotation, biological process: regulation of DNA-templated transcription. The transcript has a single exon. Gene Ontology annotation, molecular function: DNA-binding transcription factor activity; DNA binding. Bases 544 to 1512 code for a protein of 322 amino acids.